Messenger RNA from Episyrphus balteatus (marmalade hoverfly), 2175 nucleotides. RefSeq lists its product as uncharacterized. Lineage: Eukaryota; Metazoa; Arthropoda; Insecta; Diptera; Syrphidae. The transcript has a single exon. The record is from RefSeq and is a predicted model, not a curated record. Bases 1 to 2175 code for a protein of 724 amino acids.
AUGGGGCAGCAGAAAGAAUCUCUCCCUAGGAAAGACACGGAACAGGCUUACUCAGUAUGUCUGAAUAAUGAGCAACUGCAUGAAGCUCUUAAGAGGCUAUGGUUGUUAGACGAGAUUAAACCCUCGUUCACAAGAUCGAAAGAAGAAGAGCUGGUGGAACAAAAUUUCCGGAACACGUAUAGCCGUGACAGUUCUGGAAAGUUUGUUGUAACGAUUCCGUUGAAGGAGUCAUGGAAAGAUAUAGGCACGACCGAACUCAUAGCGAAGAGAAGGUUUUUUGCCUUGGAAAGAAAAUUGGGAAGAGAUGCUGAACUGAAAGAGAAGUACGUUGACUUCAUGAGAGAAUACGAAAGAGCUGGGCAUAUGACUCCUGUUGUGGGUGGACGUCAAAACCAGGCAACUUAUCACAUUCCACACCAUUGCGUCACGAAAAAGUUCCGAGUGGUCUUUGACGCCAGUUGUAAAGCAACCAAUGGACGCUCACUAAAUGACGUUCAAAUGGUAGGAGAGAAACUGCAAAUGGAUCUGCAUAACAUUCUGAUGCGUUUCCGCAGGCACAGGAUUGCAAUAAGUGCACACAUCAAGAUGAUGUUUCGAAUGGUAAAGAUUGCGAAAGAACAGUGGGACCUCCAGAGAAUCUUUUGGAGGGAAAACCCGAAGGAAAGACUAAAAGAAUACUGGCUCACGGUGGUCACGUAUGGAAUGGCAUCAUCGGCUCACAAUGCAGUGAGAGCCUUGAUGCAAUGUGCGAAAGAUAUGGAAUUGAAAUUCCCCGCUGCCGCGAAGGCAAUUCAAGAAGACUUUUACAUGGAUGACUGCGCCACCGGUGCUGAUUCGGAUUUUGAAGCAAUAAAGUUAUCGAAAGAAAUCGACUUCAUACUAAAAAGUGCAGGCUUCGAGCUAAGAAAAUGGAGUUCGAAUUCCAGAGCUCUCAUAGAAAACAUGAACAAUGAGGGGCAAAAUUCGAUUGUAUUCCAGGAAGACGAUAAAGCGUCGAUUUUAGGAUUGAAAUGGUUACUCGACAGGGACCAAUUUACAUUUGUAGUAAAGACACCGAUAUCUGAGGAUAUAAUGACAAAGAGGAAAGUAGUCAGCUAUGUAGCACAAUUGUACGAUCCUAAUGGAUUUCUAUCGCCAGUCACGAUUCUUGGUAAAAUUCUUAUACAAGAUAUAUGGCGAGGAAAGAAAGAUUGGGAUCAAGAAUUGUCGGAAGACAUUCAGGAAAGAUGGAAAGACUUUUGGAAAGAAAUUACUUUCUUGGAAAGAUUUAAAAUGGAAAGAUGGAUAGGUACAUCGAAAGAUGUAAGGAAAGAAAUUCAUGGAUUCUCAGAUGCGUCUGAGAAAGCUUAUGGGGCAGUAAUUUAUGUCAGGACAGAAUAUCCAAAUGGAAAGAUCAAGUCUACACUGCUUACAUCAAAAACGCGUGUAGCACCAUUAAAGACAAUCACGAUACCACGUCUUGAGCUAGCAGCAGCGGAGCUGCUGGGAAGGUUAUUCGUCAAUGUGAAAGAAAUUAUGCAAUGGAAAGACAUAGAGUACAACCUCUGGACAGAUUCGACUGUUACUUUACAUUGGAUUAGCAAACCACCAUGCGAUUUAAAGACUUAUGUCGCGAACAGAGUUUCGUCGAUUCAGACAAACACAGACAUCGACAGAUGGAGGCAUGUAGGCACGAAAGACAAUCCUGCAGAUCUGCUGAGCAGGGGAAUGAAGCCAUCUGCACUGGUCAACAGCAAGUUAUGGCUGGAGGGACCAGACUGGCUAUCACUACCUCACUCCGCGUGGAAAUCUGAAAAUUAUGUGCCAAAUGUUUCAGAUGGGGGGAGGGAUGAGAUGAAAGUAUUUACUCUCAUCAAGUUUAAAGACAUGUUAUACAUGAAUAUGAAAGAUACUGGAAAGAGCGUUCCGAUACAUGAAUGCACGAGCACACUUGAGAAAGCAAUUAAUGUUACAGCAUACGUUUUUCGUUUUAUAGACAAGGUCAAAGCGAAGGCGAAAGAAACGAAGGAAUGGGAAAAAAGAUAUGGAAAGAGGCGAAGACUUUCGCGGCGUUACGCAACAAAGUCGGAAAGAAAGGCGAUACAACUCACAUCGUCAGAGAAGGAAGGAGCAGUAGUAUAUCUACUGCGGAGAGAACAGGAAAGAUAUUUUGGGAAAGAAAUAACUGCCAUUUGA